AUGUCUGGUCGUGGCAAGCAAGGAGGCAAGGCCCGCGCCAAGGCCAAGUCGCGGUCGUCUCGCGCCGGCCUGCAGUUCCCGGUGGGCCGAGUGCACCGGCUGCUGCGCAAGGGCAACUACGCCGAGCGGGUGGGGGCCGGCGCGCCGGUGUACAUGGCGGCGGUGCUGGAGUACCUAACGGCGGAGAUCCUGGAGCUGGCGGGGAACGCGGCCCGAGACAACAAGAAGACGCGCAUCAUUCCCCGCCACCUCCAGCUGGCCAUCCGCAACGACGAGGAGCUCAACAAGCUGUUGGGCAAAGUCACCAUCGCCCAGGGCGGCGUCCUGCCCAACAUCCAGGCCGUUCUCUUACCAAAGAAAACUGAAAGCCACAAAGCCAAAAGUAAAUAAAGCCUUGACAA
Lutra lutra (Eurasian river otter) is the source of this 401-nucleotide messenger RNA. Its product is annotated as histone H2A type 2-C. The record is from RefSeq and is a predicted model, not a curated record. Gene Ontology annotation, molecular function: DNA binding; structural constituent of chromatin; protein heterodimerization activity. Lineage: Eukaryota; Metazoa; Chordata; Mammalia; Carnivora; Mustelidae. The coding region runs from base 1 to 390 and encodes 129 amino acids. The transcript has a single exon. Gene Ontology annotation, cellular component: nucleosome.